Molecule: messenger RNA, 4674 nt
Organism: Melospiza georgiana
Lineage: Eukaryota; Metazoa; Chordata; Aves; Passeriformes; Passerellidae
Exons: 1
Coding region: 3270-4082 (270 amino acids)
Source: RefSeq, a predicted model, not a curated record
UCUGAUGUUAGCUGCCACCCCCAGAGUGGGUUUAGAAGGACUCGUAAUAUUUUGUUAACAUUAUACAUAACUUAGGAUUAAGUACACAACAUUUUCUUUCUUGCACAGGUAGAAUUGCAUUACUGUGUUGUUAGUAAAUAAUUUUCAAUAGACAAGUGUGUCUCAUAUUCUGCCAGGAUUUAUGCUCUUUUCUUAAUUGGCUAUUACAUUAUUUUUAGUAGAGACAGGUGAAAUUUGGACAGAAAAGUCAAGUCAACAGAGAAAAAUUUAUUUGGGAAUCUUAGCAAGAAUUUGAGCAUUAAGAGUAUGUCUAGCAGAUUUCUAAUAGUACAAUGUGAAGGCAUUCCCAUAACACAGCUGUCCUAAAAGCCUAUGGUUCCAUAAGCAUGCAGGACACUGCUUGCCAAGACCAGUUCUGUACCUUUAAAGCAAAGGAGAACAGCCAGUGAUUCUGUACCAAAACCUUCCUCCUUUUGCCAUUCACAGUCUAUGAGGAGGCUAGAAUGUUGGUACAUUCCUUGGAGUGGUACAAACUGACAGUGUUGUUUCAUUUAGGAGUGAGAAUUGUCAUCACAUUGUCAAUCAACUUGAAUGCAGACCUUUAUGGUUGUAUAUUUUUCACAUCAGAUGCAUAUCAUAGGUUCCAAAUUGUUCUCCUUCCUAGUCCAGAUAACCACCACAAACUAUACUACAGGAUGCUGCAGAAAGAUUCCUGUGUUCUGGUUUAUCACUCACUUGUGAGGCUUUGCACUCACCUGCGUGGGGAACAUAACAUUUUUGGCAGCAAUCAAAACUAAGGAAGUUUCUGCAUACAAACUGUGCUUAAUAUUAACUUGCUAUCAAUUACUUUGAACAUUCAAGAUGUAAACUUUUCUAGCUCUUCCUCUUUACCUUUGCUGUUUAUCUCUUCAGCAUGGGCAGUGAGUUUUGUGUGUAAUUAUAAACUUCUUUGUCCUGCUAUUAAUUCAUGUUUCAUUUGGGUUUGUCCUCUUUUCUGCUUCUAUCUACUUCCAUACUUGGUGAUCAUCCACAUGCUUCAACUUUGAAAUAAGUUCCACAUUUACUAACUACUUUGGGGUUGUAAAAAGCUACCCAAAGAUAUCAUUUCUAGGCAACAGUAGCCUCUGAAAAUAUUUCUUAGUAAUAAGUAUCAGUUAGUUUGGGACAGUUGUUAGAACAGGUCUUGUCUGGUUUUCCAGAAUGUGUCACAACAGAGAACUAGAUCCUAUCUCUUCUAUUCCCACAAAACUGCUCAAGUAACAUCAAAUUCUGUAGCUGCCAACUGAGGUAUUCUUAAGCUAGGGCUCUUUAUUGUUACCUCAGGAGGUAACAAUAAUAAUCCAGAGGGUCCUGAAGGCAAGUCAAGACUAUGAGGCAGCUUAAGUGCUCCCUAUUCCAGAGAUGCCUCUCCCUGGUUUCUGUGGAGCAGGCUUCUCUCUAUGGUUUCCUGCCAAAGCUCCAUAGCUCUUGUUGAGCACAGGUGAUGCUUCAGAGCAUUUACAUCCAUAUUACAAAAGUAUCCUGCUGGUAUUAUUAUGUUAGUUUUUACUAAAUUAGUUCAUGAGGGAAGGAAAUUGAUAGAAGCCCUCUUUUUAACAUAGGAUACUUCUCCAACAAUCAGGUUAAAAAAAAAAAAUCAAAACUACCUUCCCUGAGACUCUUAAACAGACAUCUUUUUUCUGGAUUCUGCUGUAUUCAGAAAUGGCAAUACCAUGAAGAAGACAUAUUGUUCCUGGCUACCUAUUCAUCAGUCCUGAAGGUGUUCUAGAGUUUACCACGCUUUCUGAUACCAGUUUCCCGAUUCCUUUGGAGAUUUUUACCACAUAUCACUCCUUGUUGCUAGAACAAUUGUACGAAACUUCUCUGGCCUAAUGGCAGUAAGAUAAAUAAGCAAUAAAAGUCGUGAGCAAGUUUUGCUCUCUGUAACUUGGCCUAAUCCAUCUAUAUCUUUAGAUAUAGAUAUAUAGUACAGCUUAUAGCCAUGGGAAAGUAAAAAUGGUGAAAUCUCCUCAGCAGUAUUGUUGACCUUAAAAGCAUAGGUUAGGGACCCUUGCUUUAGAGGAAGGAUGAGGGAAAGAGACUGAGUAUUUCUGUAACAGCCUAGCUCUGUUUAGCAGGCUGUAUUGUAGCAGUCUAUACUGUUUACUUUGGUCCAGAAGACUCUGUAACAAAGGUUUGUCUAACUAUAAUAUAAAGCUGUUUGCCUCAAGAAAACUCAAGCAGAAGGUAAGUAAACUAACCUCCCUAUUCUGCAACAUUAUUGUAGACUUUUGAAAUUUUUUUUCUCCACUACAUUAAUAAUUAAAGUGUGUAGUAGUCCAGAUAACUUAGAGGUGUACAUCUAAUUAUUUUGGAUAGUUGUAACAAUGAGAUCAAAAUAUUUUUGCUCAAGUUUAAUUUUGAGGAUUUAUAGUAAUAAAAAUGCAUUUUCAGUAUUUACUGAAGCAAUGGAUAUCUACUGAUGCUGUGUACGUAUGACUCACCAGUCUCUCGUUCUUAGAAAAGGACGUUUCUUUUACCAGAAGGAUACUUCAAUCAAUAUUGUGUAACGGUACUCAAAGCAUCCUCUUGUGUACUGUGCUGUCACUAUUUCAAAAGCAUUGUUGAUUGCCUAUGUCCAGUUUGAACUGAAUAUACCUUUCACAAAUGUUGACAUCAUUUUGAACUAAUAGGGUUAAUUUAAAAAAAAAGUUCAUUCUGAAUUCUCAAAUUCAUUCAUUCUGAGCAGCAGCUCAUGCCUUAAUAAAAGUAUGCAAUGUAUUAAAGAUGUUUCUUAAACAUUUACUCAGAAGUACUAAGAAAAAGUAGAAGUAUUAACAUUUUAAUAAUUAGAAAUUACCUUGGUUGUUGUACUUAGAAAGAAGUAUUUAAUAACACCUGAAGUGUACUUCUGAAAAUUCUAUUCUCAAAAUAAGAGUAAUGGUUUGGGAAAAAUGUAUUAUUAUUAUUAAUUGUAUGAUUUAAUAACCUGUGACAGGCUCACUAACAGAGCACCAUGAGUAACAUAACUUCAGCAGAUCAAAUGCAGUUGCCUUCAUGAAUGUAAUGACUCAGAUCUGUCUUCAUGUUUGACAUUUAUGCCCUAAGCCAGAACCUGAUGGCUUCAUGUUUCAGGUGUCUUUCCUGCUGUUCUGAUUCAUAUAGUAGUGAUUUCAGACACCCAUGGUCACUGAAAUUGUACCCUGUAAUCCAGAUGAUGGCACAGACAUUUUUCUUUUCCAGUUUUCUCAUAUCCUAAUUCUCUGUCAUGCUUAUCUAUUUCAAUUCCCAUGUUUUUCUUAUUUUUGAAGUCCCAAGCACUGACCUCACUUUCCAGACAACUUCCGUCGUCUUGGUCACACAUUGAUCAAAAGAUUCUCCAGGUUGACUGUAGUGACUUGUUCUCAAGGACUGUUGGGUUUUCACCUUCAGGCAUGUGCAGCUUAACUUCUCCAUCAGUUCCAGACAGUUUUCUUUGUGACUUAGAAGAACUCAAUUCUUUGGCAUUAGCAACCUCCCAGACUGUAGCAAUCUCCCCAGGUAAAAGCAUUCACCAUGUUAAGGAUGGUCACUCUAUGCCAAAUACAGAGGUGUUUCUCAGCUCUCCUACAGAUCUCCCUCUGUCUUCUCUUGUAUCUCCCUCUGUCUCAUCUUCAGCCAGCUCAUCUCAUGGCAUAACACAUAAGCAUGUCAGCAACAAUGCCAAGUCAGGAAAAGAUAAAGACUUAGAAAGCAUAAUUGAUCAUUUAGUUAUUGAAGUACCUAGAGAUUUGUCAGAUGCUACAAGAGAAGGUGGACACGGUGCUAUGCAUAACAUCCCUUCGCCAUACAAAGAAGGUUCCUUGUCCAGUGGGCUAGCUGCAAGUGCCGAAAACGAAGAGGAAAUCUGUACUGCAGACCUGUCACUUAAUAAAGAGGAUCAGUCAGAAUCUCAAGAAUCAGAUUUCUCUGGAGAAGCACAAGACACAACAGAAGAACUGACUAGACUGUAUAUAGAGGAGGAUCUGGUACAUGACAAUUUAGAAUUCCCAAUAGCAAGUGGAGAAGAUUCUAUGGAUUGUUAUGAAGGAUAUACUUCACCAGAUAUUUUUAAGGUAUUUUAAUUUCUGACAACCCUGACUUCUGUGUUCAGAUAACUUAGUAUAUUAUUCUCUGCCUUGUAUCUACCAUUUGUAUUGUGCACAGGCACACUUUUCUGUAAUUGCAUUUGAUAAAACUGAGCUCUGAGCAAGAUGGUUUAAGAAGAAAGGUGUCCCUGCCCAUGGCAGGGAGGUUGGAACUCGGUGAUCUUUAAGGUCCCUUCCCACCCAAACCAUUCUAUGAUUCUAUGAUUAAACACUGUCAGCGUUAGGGGGCAGUCCCUUCUCAGAAGCAGGCAUAUGCACUAUUGUAAAUUCUAUGAUGUAUCAAUUGUGCUAGUCCUUUCCUGCUGUUUGCUGAGGAGUUUCUGAUGUGAAAAGCCAGUGAACCAUUUCCCUGCCCAGCCCAUUGCAUGCUGCCCUUUUUGAGAGAGGCCCCAGCAAGCAAAUGCUGUCAGCAGCCUGCAGAGGGAGGGACGUGUGCCUGCUGCAGAGACUCUGCGGUUUGUGCUUGGCAUGUGUCAGCUCACAGCUGAUGUAUUUAUAGCAGCCCUGUUACAAGGAUCUGACUAACAGUAACAGAUCAGAUUAUGUUUGGCAGUUACACAAAUGCCUC